Messenger RNA from Necator americanus (New World hookworm), 375 nucleotides. RefSeq lists its product as uncharacterized. Bases 1 to 375 code for a protein of 124 amino acids. The transcript has 3 exons. The record is from RefSeq and is a predicted model, not a curated record. NCBI's taxonomy places the organism in Eukaryota, Metazoa, Nematoda, Chromadorea, Rhabditida, Ancylostomatidae.
AUGAAAGACUGUAAGUUUCAUAAGCUAUGUAAGACGAAUGGUGGAUCCAAUGACGAAUGGAUGGAUUCUGUGCGAGCUGCAAAUCGAGAAGGUUGGGCAGAGCGUCACUACGCGGAAAUGAAAAAAGCAUCACUGAAGAAUCCUGAAGAUCAUAGUUCGGUUAUUGCGGGUAGUAGAAGCAUUGUGUUGUAUGCGCUUGUAUUCCUUUAUAUUAUUCGGCUAAAUAGUUUAAUUACCCAUUUUGAAGUGUGGUUGACUGCGGAUGAAGUGGUGGUGUUCUAUCGCGUUCCGUGUCCACAAACUUAUGAUGGUGCAUCGGCCGGGCCAUCACCCACAUUCACAACUUUUGUAUGGUCAGAUCAUUUCAUCAUGUAA